UAUUAAAUAUCUAUAUUGUCACAACUCAAGAGCCUCGAGAAAAGAAAGUGUAGAAGUGCAUGUCAUGAAUCAGAUGUACAAAACAAAAGUGCGGGGGGUCAAGAAUAUCGCGUCACAAUUAGAAAAAAACAUAUAUAUUGAAAAAUACUGGUCCACAACCUAUGGGUACGGCACUUGACCCAGCCCAGUCCAACUUACCGUGUCCAACUCAAAGACUACUUUGAAUUGUUAGGUAGAAAAUCACGCCUUCACGAUUCUCUCCUCCAUUUUUUCAAAACCUGACUGCCUCAUUCACGCCUCUCUCAAUCCCAUCUGAACAAACUAAAGCUCGAAAUUCUCCCUGUUCUCUCUAUCUGCUCAGCUGUGCUUGAUCCAAGGCUUAAAUCACCUCUCAAACUCGGCACUAUAGCAGAUUCAUUCAUGUUGGAGUUGCCUAGAUUUGGUUCAGCCAAGAAAGAAACUAAUCGACAAGACGAUGAAACAUAUAAGCAGUACUACAAACUCAACAGGGAAGAUUCAGCUGACACAGAGAGAACAAAAGAAGUUGAACCCACCUUCCCUUCACUGGAUAAAAUGAUGGAACAGAGUAUAGGAACUUUUGGGUUGGCACAGUUGGUUCAAGCAGUUCUUGUGGCUUUUUCAUCAUUCUUUGAUUCACAACAAACGUUUAUCAGCAUUUUCACUGAUGCCCACCCGAAAUGGCACUGCACGAAUGAUUCAAUAUGCAACUCAGACUCUAAUAUUUGCCAACUCCCCAAGUCUGCUUGGGCUUGGGAUGGACCCUCAACAAUGGUAUCUGAAUGGGACUUAGGGUGCGCCGGUUCAUUCAUCACAGGACUUCCAGCUUCAGCUUACUUUAUGGGUAGCCUACUUGGGGGGUUCUUUCUAGCCACAAUAGCUGAUUCAUCAAUUGGUCGCAAGAAGUUUCUUUUCCUAUCAUGUUUAGCAAUGGCUGUCACUACUGCUCUCACUGCCUUUUCGACCAACAUAUGGGUUUAUUCGGUUUUGAGAUUCAUUUCUGGUGUUGGUCGGGUGCCAAUCGGGACAUGUAACAUCGUAUUGUUAACAGAGAAGGUUGGAAAAGAAUGGCGUGGACGAGUAGGAGUCAUGGAAGAACUGCUUUUCACAUUAGGGUUCUUGUCCUUGCCAGGCGUUGCAUACAUAAAUAGAGGUUCUUCUUGGAGAUCACUUUAUUUAUGGACUUCCAUUCCAACACUUAUAUACUGUUUGAUAAUUCAAUUUUUUGUGAGCGAAUCUCCUAGGUGGCUUUUCACGGAAGGACGGUAUGAAGAAGCAAUCAAGGUACUUAAAACCAUUUCUCCUUCCAUGGACAAUCCAAUGCUAAGCCUCUACCCAUUAGACAAUCGUGUACUCACACGAAAGACUUCAAAUACUAAUCCUAGUUCCAUGAUCAGAAAAUUGUUUAAGAAAAAAUGGGCUUUGCAGAGAAUUGUGGCACUUCUAAUACCAGGUUUCUGUAUCGGGUUGGGAUAUUUUGGUAUGGCUUUGGGGCUUGGAAACCUAGACAUGAAUCUCUACUUGAGUGUAACAUAUAACGCGGCAUUGGAGAUACCUUCAAGUUUUCUCACAUUCUUGAUGAUUGAGAAGUGGAGUAGAAAAGGUUCACUAUUUACACUUUGUUUCCUAAGUGGGAUAUCUGGUAUAAUGACAACAGUAGCAGGAAACGGAGCGAUACAGAUGGGAUUAGAAUUGGUAUCCUUCUUCUGUGCAUGCACUGCAUACAAUGUAAUAUUAAUAUACACAGUAGAAUUGUUCCCAACUUGCGUGAGAAACUUUGCAAUGACAGCAGUAAGGCAAACCCUUAUAUUUGGUGCCAUGUUCGGGCCAGUGUUGGUUGCUUCCUGGAGGAAUAAUGAAUUGCUAUCAUAUAGAGUGUUUGGGGCUCUACUAUUGUUUUCCGGGUUCUUUAUAGUGAGGUUGCCUGAGACAAAAGGCAUGUCCCUGGCUGAUACCUUGGAUGAGCAGGAGCAUAAUGAUAAUAUGGUUGUUUAAAUUUUCAGUAACAUUCACAUAAUAAGGUCAUUGGUUCAAUUUUUAAAGUUCUGUUUUGUUU
Molecule: messenger RNA, 2074 nt
Organism: Tripterygium wilfordii
Lineage: Eukaryota; Viridiplantae; Streptophyta; Magnoliopsida; Celastrales; Celastraceae
Product: organic cation/carnitine transporter 2-like
Exons: 2
Coding region: 421-2013 (530 amino acids)
Biological process (GO): transmembrane transport
Cellular component (GO): membrane
Molecular function (GO): transmembrane transporter activity
Source: RefSeq, a predicted model, not a curated record